Pipistrellus nathusii (Nathusius's pipistrelle) is the source of this 1116-nucleotide messenger RNA. The record is from the annotation of a GenBank genome assembly. Lineage: Eukaryota; Metazoa; Chordata; Mammalia; Chiroptera; Vespertilionidae.
AUGGCACUGGUGUCUCUGAUGUGGAGGAGAGAUGUUCAAUGUCAGGCAUUUGUGAAGAAAUUCUUAAGGAGUCAACUGUUUAAGAUAAUUAUGAUUAGCACCAUCUCAAUUAAUUCCUUUUUGGUGGUCUUGUGGACUGAUUAUAACACAAGAUACAACUUUUUCAGACUUUUUGAGGUCUCGGAGAUCUUCUUUGUGGCCAUAUAUAGCGCCGAGUUCUAUAUGAAGCUCUAUGCCGAACCCAUUGACUUCUGGAAGAACGGCUACAACCUGCUAGACUUGACGAUUAUCAUCGUUAUUUCAAUCCCCUAUACUCUCCGCAAGAUCAAGGGCAAGCACUACCCUCACCUCAAGAUUGGGGAUGGCAUACAGUCUCUGCGCAUCCUCAAGCUUAUCACCUAUAGUCGGGGCAUCCGGACACUCAUCACCGCCAUUGGGCAGACAUUCUACACUGUGGCCUCUGUGCUCAUCCUGUUCUUCCUCCUGAUGUACCUCUUCGCUAUCCUGGGCUUCUUCCUGUUUGGAGAUCCAAAUGAGGGCGACCUGGAAAACUGGGGGAAUCUGGCUUCGGCCUUCUUCACCCUCUUCAGCUUGGCGACGGUUGAUGGCUGGACAGACCUGCAGGAGCAGCUGGACAAGAGGAAUUUUGUUCUGAGCCGAGCAUUCACCAUCAUCUUCAUCUUGCUUGGCUCCUUCGUCUUCCUCAGCAUGUUUGUGGGUGUGAUGAUCAUGCACACUGAGAACUCCAUCAAAAAGUUUGAGCGGGAGCUGAUGCUGGAGAGGCACAUGACACUCAUAAAAGAGAAGCAGGUGAUCGUGAAGCGGCAGCAGGAGGAGGUCAGCAGGCUGAUGAAGACACAGGCAAAUGUGGACUGCAAAAGUUUCAGUGAGCUGGUGGAGAACUUCAAGAACACCCUGCAGCACACUGACCCCAUGGUCUUGGAUGACUUUGCCACCAGCCUGCCUUUCAUCGACAUCUACUUGGCCACUCUGGACAACCAGGACGCGACGAUUUACAAGCUCCAAGAGCUGUAUUACGAGAUUGUGCACGUGCUGAACCUGAUGCUCGAAGACUUGCCCCAGAGGAAGCAGUCGACAAUCGUCAGCAAGGAUUGA